AUGGUGCAGACCCUGAUGGCCGAGUUGCGGGUGCUGAUCGGGAAGCGGCCGCCGGCCGGCGCACCUCCCCCGGCCCCCGCGCCCGCGCCCCAACCCUCUCUGCACCAGUACUCGCGGAGAGACUUGAAAGCGAACCUUCACAGACAUAUGAGUAUCGUUCUAGACAGUGUCCGCGGCGUGGUCGGGCCAGGCGCACGAAGAAAUAUGGACGAAGGUCGCUGCGCGACGUGUGACGCCCUCGGGCGACGCAGCCUCUCCUCUAAACUACUGCAGGUGGCUAUCGCGCAGGCGCACAUGAAGAGCUGCUCGCACGCUACUGGUCCAUCCUCCCCCGACCAACACGACUCGGAUCUAGCUACGCGCGCACUCGCCGCCAAAAGACGAAAAUCCAUUGCCGGUUUGAAGCUCAACCUCACUCAGGAAGCCCAAUCAAAACCAUUGUUCACCCCCGAACGAAACCGCUCACCUUUCGCACGCCGGAACACAUGGUGCUCGUAA
Diatraea saccharalis (sugarcane borer) is the source of this 498-nucleotide messenger RNA. Lineage: Eukaryota; Metazoa; Arthropoda; Insecta; Lepidoptera; Crambidae. The record is from the annotation of a GenBank genome assembly.